Molecule: messenger RNA, 3337 nt
Organism: Marchantia polymorpha subsp. ruderalis
Lineage: Eukaryota; Viridiplantae; Streptophyta; Marchantiopsida; Marchantiales; Marchantiaceae
Source: the annotation of a GenBank genome assembly
ACGAGUUGCCGUUUAGCUGGCUGGGCGCCCGGAGACGGUCGGGGCUAUCUAUCUAUCGAGGGCUUGGGGGCGGGGGAGAGAGGCUCAGUGGUUUAUGCUGCUGCUUGCACCCCGAGCCCCCUCCUUCGAUGAGGAGGAGACGAGGCGAGCGGCCGGACGAGGACGAGGGCGAGGGCACCUUCUCGGACCAGGACUGCUGCGGCCGGACUCAACAAGAGGAGAGAACAGCAGGCGGGGCACAUUGUCGUCGACAGUAGCUUCGCUCGGAGACACGAGUCCGACCUCGAGGCAGCAGCAGCAGUUGUGGUUGCGAUAUAUCAGAGAGCCAAGCCGAAUCCCGAAUGCGUCUCCGACUGUCGCUGCAUUGUGUCUUGGGAGAGACAGAUACAUAGAAACAUAGAUAGAGUGCGGAGUCGUCGUCGUGGGUGUCAGGAGGGGUCGACGUAGUAAUGUCGAAGCGAGCAAUGCGUUGCGCGCACUUCGUGUCUCCGUCAGCAGGAUGGGAGGGAGAAGUCGAGCUGCGUCGGAUGACAGCGUCGUGAGGAAGCGAAGGGGGCCCCGUGAGUAAGAUGGUCCCGUGUGUGAGUUCCGCCACGAUGCCCAGCCGGUGAAAAAGCGUAUGCGUGGGACAACCGCCGGAGCGGUGUCUGAUCAGGAGAUGCGCACGGAGUGAUUCGGAGCAUUGCGCCAACCAGGAGAAGGAGAAGGAGGAGGCGUCGUCAAUCGCGCGGCGUAGAGUUAAGGGGUCCGGGUCUGGGUCUGGGUCUGGGGCUUGGGCUCUGUCGACCACGCAGCAUUUCCAUCGCAUCAAGCAUUAAGCCUGGAGCCGUCGCGGGUGCUCGAUUCGUCGCAGGGCGCAAGAUGAACAAGGUCCGCGAGCGCGGCGGGGGCUGGGAGAGGAGGAUGGCGCCGAUGCUGCUGCUGGUGUGGCUGGCAUUGGCGCCGACGCUGGGGCCGGCGCUGGCGGGCGACGCCGAGAGCGACACGCAGGCGCUGCUGGCCUUUCGGCAGGCCGUGGACCCGCUGAACCGGCUGCUGGGCUGGGGGGCACCGAACACCGGGGGCUGCGCGUGGCCGGGGGUGCAGUGCAACGGCGACCGCGUGUGGGAGCUGCGGCUGCCGGGGGACGGGCUGAACGGCACCAUACCGGCGGGCACGCUGGGGAUGCUGGACCAGAUCCGCGUCAUCAGCCUGCACUCGAACCGCCUCUCGGGCCCGCUACCGGCCGACCUGCCUAACCUCACUCACGUCAAGAGCCUCUACCUGCAGGGCAACCGGCUCUCGGGGCCCAUGCCGCCGGACCUCUUCGCCGCCUGGCCCCGCCUCGUGCACCUCAACCUCGCCGACAACCGCUUCUCCGGCAGCAUUCCGCCGUCGCUCGCCAACCUCACCCUCCUGAAAACCGUCCUCCUGCAAAACAACCAACUCUCCGGCCAGCUCCCGCCCCUCAACGGCACGGCGCUCACCGCCUUCGACGUCUCGAACAACGACCUGUCCGGCCCCGUCCCGCCGCUCCUGCAGAACUUCCCAGCGGCCAGCUUCGCCGGCAACGCGCGCGUCUGCGGCCCCCCGACGGCCGUCGCCUGCGCGAAUGCGCCAUCCCCAGCCCCAGCCCCCGAGAUUGCGCCCGAGAGCGCGCCCCGGGGCAAGAAGAACAAGCUGGGCACGGGCGCCAUAGUCGCCAUCGCGGUGGGCGACGCGGCGCUAGUGGCGCUGCUGGCGACGGUGUGCGUGCUGUGCUACUUCCGGCGGCGGGGGCGCGGGCGGCGGCGCGCGGAGAAGCGGGCGCGGGGCAAGGGCGAGGGCGGCGGCGCGGGCGCGGGCAAGGCGGCGGAGGAGGGCAAGGACGAGCUGUCGAGCUCGGCGCAGGAGCCCGAGCGCAGCAAGCUCGUCUUCUUCGAGGGCAAGCGUUACACCUUCGACCUGGAGGACCUGCUGCGCGCCUCGGCCGAGGUCCUGGGCAAGGGCAGCGUGGGUACGGCCUACAAGGCCGUGCUCGAGGACGGCAGCAUCGUCGCCGUCAAGCGCCUCAAGGACGUCACCACCGCCCGCAAGGACUUCGAGGCGCAGAUCGCCACCGUCGGCCGCCUGCACCACCGCAACCUCAUCCCGCUCCGCGCCUUCUACUUCUCCAAGGACGAGAAGCUCCUCGUCUACGAUUACAUGCCCGCCGGCAGCCUCUCCGCUCUGCUCCACGGGACGAAGGGGGGCUCGCGCACUCCGCUGGAUUGGAUCACGAGGGUGAGAAUCGCCACAGGGGCGGCGCGAGGGCUGGCGUACCUGCACGGCGAGCACAACUUCACGCACGGCAACAUCAAGUCGUCGAAUGUGCUGCUGACGAGGGAUUUGGAGGCGUGCGUGUCGGAUUUCGGGCUGGCGCAGCUCUUGAGCUCGAGCGCGGCGGCGUCGAGGAUCGUCGGGUACAGGGCGCCCGAGGUGGUGGAGACGCGCAAGGUGACGACGAAGGCCGACGUCUACAGCUUCGGCGUGCUGCUGCUGGAGCUGCUCACCGGCAAGGCCCCGACGCAGGCCACGCUGAACGACGAGGGCAUCGACCUGCCGCGCUGGGUGCAGUCCGUGGUGCGCGAGGAGUGGACGGCCGAGGUGUUCGACCUCGAGCUCAUGAGCUACCAAAACAUCGAGGAGGAGAUGGUCCAAAUGCUGCAAAUCGCCAUGCAGUGCGUGGCCCACGUGCCCGACCAGCGCCCCUCCAUGGACCAGGUCGUCAAGAUGCUCGAGGACGUGCGGCAAUUCUCCGACAGCGGCAACGACAAUGGCGACAAUGGCGAUGACACCUCGCGAUCCGCCUACGACACCUCGGCCGAGAAGUCCAAGGACGACCUCGACGCCCCGUCGCCCUUUGUCGACAACCCGUCCGAGCUCUACUCGUUCUCCGAAUCCUUCACGCCCUCCCGCACCUUCGGCGGCCAGCAUUCCUGAUUCGGGAUUCCGCAGGCGAAUUCGAUUCCGAAGCCCAGACGCCAUCAUUUGCCUCCCGAUUCCCUUGCCUCUCCUGCUUCGACAUCGCCCGUCCUCGCCAUGCAUCCGCUCGCUCGUUCCAUCAGCUCCGAGGACAUGCUCGCGCUGCCGAUGCACAACUGCUGGAAUUCUCGCUUGCGGGCGGUCUCGCGAUCGGGGAGAGUCGACAUCUUCUUCCGCACGAGCCACGAAACCAACACCAUGGUCGACCCUCUCAUCUCUCUGAUGAGCUCGGGCGAUUGGAUCUCGGCCCAACAUUACGGCCCCACCCGACCCCACGAAUAAAUGCAGGGCAACAAGCGAAGGUUCCUGAUUGUAAAGAGUUUCUACCCUUGAAGCGUUGUAUUUGGUCUGCGUU